CAUCAGUCAAGUCGGACUUUGAGCGACCCUGUUCACCACCUCAAGGGUUCUCUUCCCGCAAAGCCUCACCCCAGAGCAUUCAUCCGUUGGCCGUUGCACACUUCGACCAACAUCAUCACCUCUUCUUUCCACGAGGCUACUCAUUGUCCACCAUGAGACAAUUCUAUUCCACCUUUUCUGUCAUCCUCGCCACGUGGUCGACCUUCUCAACCCUUCUGCCCGUCCAUGCUCUCUCAAACAUCACCUUCUAUUCAGACACUUCGUGUCAGACAGUCAUCGGGGAAAAGAACGGCCCCGAUGAUGGCACUUGUACCCAAUUUUUGACCGAGGCGAGCAAUUUUGGCAGUUUCAGAGUCACCAGUCUUGACCAGACGUGCGCAGUAACCAUUUACGGCGCCAAUCCUCCUUUCUGCAGCUCCAGCCAACUCGCUCUUGCCCCCUUCGGCGAUUGCGUUACUGACACCACUGUCAAUCAAUUCUCCGUCGACUGUCAAGAUUACUCGGUUGCCAUAUCCAAUGAGCCUCAGAUCUUCACUGGCGAAGCCCCGGGUACCGCCGCAGCCAACGAUAAUAACGACUCGGACUCGGACUCGAACCCAAAUGGCAGUGUCGACAACCUGUCCGCGGGCGCCAAAGCCGGCAUCGCCAUUAGCGCCGCCAUAGGCGGAAUUGCCUUGACCGCACUCAUUGUUUGGCUGGCCAUCCGCAACAAUCGCCGCAAGAAACGAGACAUGGAGGCUGCUUUGGUAGAGGCUGAUUCCUCCGCUGCUGCACCUCCGUACUCGGAACUACCCCCCGAGGAAAAGAAGCCACCUGUCGAGUUGCCACCACAGGCCAUGGUACCCGUAGAGGCCCCGGGUGAUGAUGUCUGGCCGGGACGAGAAUUACAAGGCGAUGACUUGAGAAGAAAGCCAAGCACCAAUCCAAAAGAUUUGUCCUGCACAACGGAGAAGGGCAAAAGUGAAAUCACGGCCAUAUCAACGGCGAUUGAGUCUUCAGAUGGCAGCAAUCGCUCGGACGACGACCGUCUGCGCACCCCAGCCCUGUCGGGCAUUUCUAGUGAAGACAUUGUUUCACCCGCAACUUCUGUCCAGAUUUCAGGCCGGAGACUUGGGUUUUAG
This is a messenger RNA of Exophiala mesophila, 1121 nucleotides long. RefSeq lists its product as uncharacterized. The coding region runs from base 153 to 1121 and encodes 322 amino acids. The transcript is spliced from 2 exons. NCBI's taxonomy places the organism in Eukaryota, Fungi, Ascomycota, Eurotiomycetes, Chaetothyriales, Herpotrichiellaceae. The record is from RefSeq and is a predicted model, not a curated record.